Molecule: messenger RNA, 684 nt
Organism: Drosophila takahashii
Lineage: Eukaryota; Metazoa; Arthropoda; Insecta; Diptera; Drosophilidae
Gene: Prosbeta4R1
Product: Proteasome beta4 subunit-related 1
Biological process (GO): proteasomal protein catabolic process
Cellular component (GO): proteasome core complex
Source: RefSeq, a predicted model, not a curated record
UCAAAUUCAAAUACAUAGCUGGAAAAUAUUUAAAAUGGAGACGAUUUUGGGCAUUAAGGGAAUUGAUUUCGUUAUUCUGGCCUCAGAUACCAUGAAAGCAAAGUCUGUGAUGUGGUUGGAUGAUGACAAAUCGAAGAUCCACCGUCUGACAAACUAUUCCAUGCUGUCCGCGGUGGGCGACGGCGGAGACUGCCUGCAGUUCUCGGACUUCAUACUCCGCAACCUGGAUCUCUACAAAGUGGCCAACGGCUAUGACUUGACUGUUCGCGGAGCGGUGCACUUCAUCCGGACCAACUUGUCCGCCUAUCUGCGCAGCAACGUCAAGUACCAGGUUUCCAUGCUGGUCGGCGGAUUCGAUCCCACCACCGGUCCAGACUUGACCUACAUCGACCACUUGGGCAACGCGGUGCCCAUCCGAUUCGGUGGCCACGGCUGUGGCAUCAACUUUUGCACUCCCAUUUUCGAGCAUUUCUACAAUCCACAGUUGGAUAUGCGCACCGCCUACAGUAUAAUCGAAAAAUGUGUGCUCGAGAUUCAAAAGCGAUUCGUUGUCAAUUUGCGCAACUUCGAUGUGUUCAUGAUAAGCCGAGAGGGCAUUACCAAGAUGAAUCCCAUCAACCAGCAGUCUUUGAGGUCCCGAAUAAUGGACAAUGCCCCGACAAAGAGAUAAUGAUAUCAGAAUAG